Lolium rigidum is the source of this 678-nucleotide messenger RNA. RefSeq names its product FCS-Like Zinc finger 1-like. The record is from RefSeq and is a predicted model, not a curated record. The coding region runs from base 1 to 297 and encodes 98 amino acids. The transcript has a single exon. Lineage: Eukaryota; Viridiplantae; Streptophyta; Magnoliopsida; Poales; Poaceae.
AUGGCGGCAUCAGCAGCCUGCUCAUCCUUCUUCUUCUUCGACGCCGAGCCGCUCGGCGAGGCCGGCAUGCCGGCGCUGGACGCGUGCGCGCUCUGCACCAAGCCGCUGGCCCGGGACAGCGACAUCUUCAUGUACAGAGGGGACACGCCCUUCUGCAGCGAGGACUGCCGCCACCACCAGAUGCAGCUCGACGCCGUCCGCGCCAGGCAGGCCGCCCGGCGGCUGCGGCAGUACGCGUCCGGGACGGAGGCGCGGAGCGGGCACCAGGAGUCCAGAAAGGUGUCCGUCGUGAGCUGACCGGCAAAGCCCGUCUCCGGUGACCGGUGGGCGCGUAGAGCUUAGCUUGAACCAACCAGCGGGGUCUGAAGAAUCGCCGAUCUGACGAGAUGGAGGAGCUCGAUUAAAUUUGAUCUCUCCGGUAACCUCGUCUGAGCGGGCGAUGCGGUGAAGGAUCCGAGGAAGUUCGUGUGCUGAGGCUCUGGCCAUCUGGGCCGCCCACUGGACGCGUCCGAUCCUUCUCUUGCCUCUGGCUGUCCCCCCCUUUGGCCUCUUUGUGUGUGCGCUUGUUUGAGGCUCAUAUGUAAAUUGAAACCAUUUGGAAAGAUUUGUGUCGAUACAAAUUUUGCCAAAGAAUCAAAGAUCGUGACUUGUCUGAGAUCUAUGUUUCCCGAUCACCGU